Cornus florida is the source of this 666-nucleotide messenger RNA. RefSeq names its product GDSL esterase/lipase At1g28570-like. The record is from RefSeq and is a predicted model, not a curated record. The transcript is spliced from 5 exons. The coding region runs from base 1 to 642 and encodes 213 amino acids. Lineage: Eukaryota; Viridiplantae; Streptophyta; Magnoliopsida; Cornales; Cornaceae. Gene Ontology annotation, molecular function: hydrolase activity, acting on ester bonds.
AUGGCUGAUGAAGACGUUCUGGUGAUGGCUAACAAUGCUGGUUGUAUGACCUCUCAGAGUAUGUUGAUAUCUGAUACGUGGCUAAUGAAAACUGCAUCUAUCAUUGCUCUCUGGAUUGAUUCAUGGCUACUGACGACACUGCCUGUGCUGGUGGUAGAAAUGGGAAUUGAAACUCAAUACGAGAACUUUUCGUUGGGAGUUCAGUUGGGUUGGUUCAAAGAAAUGUUGCCAUCUCUCUGCACCAACGCAUCUUCAGAUUGCAAUAAACUUUUUGAGGGUUCUCUUGUUCUAAUGGGAACGAUUGGCGGCAAUGAUUAUGACAAUACAUUGACGGGAGGAAUAAGCUUAGAAGAGGUUGAAUCAUUUGUACCAAUAGUUGUUAAUACUAUUGCCUCAGCUAUCAAUGAGUUAAUCGAGCUUGGAGUGGUGACGCUCAUGGUCCCUGGGAUCGUACCACUUGGAUGCACGGCGAACAAUCUAGCCUAUUACACCAAUUCUGCGGCGGAAGAUUAUGACCCCAAAACUGGCUGCCUCACUUGGUUGAACAAGCUUUCUGAGUACCACAAUGAAUUACUUCGGAUAGAACUAAACCGGAUUCAAGAACUUCAUCCCCAUACCACCAUUAGCUAUGCAGAUUAUUAAAAUGCUGCAAUGCCCUUGUUUCUC